Toxotes jaculatrix (banded archerfish) is the source of this 1453-nucleotide messenger RNA. RefSeq lists its product as uncharacterized. NCBI's taxonomy places the organism in Eukaryota, Metazoa, Chordata, Actinopteri, Toxotidae. Bases 746 to 1378 code for a protein of 210 amino acids. The transcript has 4 exons. Gene Ontology annotation, biological process: ciliary neurotrophic factor-mediated signaling pathway; negative regulation of neuron apoptotic process. Gene Ontology annotation, molecular function: ciliary neurotrophic factor receptor binding. The record is from RefSeq and is a predicted model, not a curated record.
UGUGUUUGAAGUAAAGGCUCCUCUGCUGCUGUAAUGUUUCUGUAUGCUUGAUGACGUCUGUUAUUCACAAUCAGUUCAAUUCAGUUCCAAUAUUGUGAUGUUUGUGCAGUUUGUUUGUGUAGAAGUGAGUGCGCUUUUGUUAUCAAUAAUUGGGAGAGAUCAUUAGAGAACACUGUCAUGCUUUCUGUGAGAGAGAAACAUGUUGACUCAUCAGGAAGACUGUGUUGCACCAACAACAAAUGAUGCAACGGAAUAAAAUGACAAAAAUGAAAAGGAGGAUUCGCCUCUUUCUUUCCCUACAGAUUAAUCUUGACAGAACCAGUGAACCUGAAAGAAAAGAUAGAGUUUAUACUUCUGAUUCUGAUAGUCAGGCACUUGCAGUGGACCGAUGUGGCAUGCUGGCAAAGUCUGAAAUCUGUAGUCCGGUGAUUAGGACUGAGGACCUUUCAGACCUUUACAUCUUAGGGUGCAAGGCCACAAACAAAAAGGAGACAGUGGUUAAAAAAUGCUUCCCUCCACAGUGAAACCAUUUAGAGGAAUCAAGACAAACUCUGGUUCCAUAAAUGUACAACCAGACCAAGUGUUACUGAAUUAGAUAAUAAAUACAGCAUGUCUGGGCUGAUGCCAUGUGGUUGAAGGAUGCGGGGAGGAUUUUCUUUCAGAAAUAUUGAAGGACUUUCUUUCAGAUGCCCAAUAUGGAAAUUGACUGAAUUCCCAUAAAGAGAGUAACGUGUUAAAUCAAUGAAUGUUUCAGAUGACUGUUUGGUGGCGGGCUCUCAUCCUUCUUUGCUGCAUACUGAACUGUGUGGACUCUGCUCCAGCCCCAGUCCCCCAGAAGAACAGAUAUAAAAACUGCUUCCGUCUCACGAGGUCCACCCGAACCCGUGUCCAGCAGCUGCUAAGGAAAUAUAAGGAGCAGCAGUUGGGAAAUAAGCAUUUUGAGGACAGAAGCCGACAAUUGAAGAACCUGCCAUUGCUUUCUACAGAUUUCUCCAGCUGGCUAAACCUAACGGACUGGGAACGACUGCAUGCUGCUUUCAAGGACAUGCAAGCCUACUGGUAUAUGCUGGACUGGAAGAGAAAACAGCUGGAGAAGGAGAAAGAGCAGACGGCGGUCCGCGCCACUUUACCUCAGAGCAUGAAGCACGUUCAGCUGGAUCUGAGGGACCUGAUGAGCCAAGUCAGUAAUCAGAUGGAUUACAUGAGGAGCAUGCAGCAAACCUCUCCUACAAUACAGAUACCCUUGAACCCAGAAACCAGCUCCAAAACAGUAUGGGACCGUCGAGUGGAGGGCUACAUCAUUCUAAGGGAUCUAGACCUUUACCUCACUAAGUUAGCAAGAGACUUCCUCCUACUGGCUUCCAAAACACAGUCAUGACUCAAAAAAAAAAAGUGCUGUGACCCCAACAACACACAGUUGCACACCAAAAUAAGAAAGAACUGAACACUUAAG